UCGCGUGUCAGAGAGAAAGAGAGAUACAAAAAAAGGCGGAAAACACUGUUGUUGAGUCAUGCUUCUUUCGUAGUGACUUCGCGCUUUGCAAAAGACAAAGCCAUUUUUUAAUGGUCGAAAUUCUUUAUUUCUCUUUGAUAUCACGCUUGAGUAAGCACAAAAAGUCUGACUUCUUAACAAAAAGAACAAAUUUGUUCCUGCUCACCUCAUACAUGAGAGUUCAUUCUCCAUGUUUAAGUAUUCUAAACGCAAAAGCUUCAACACUUUGUGCUCAAACUUGCUUCAAAGGAAAAUGUGGACUGUUGCAAAAGUGUCGAAAUCAUAAAAAAGGCUCCUGAAUUAAUUAUAUGUCUUGGCUGGAGCAUACAAUUUUUUCUUUCAUUUUUUUCGUCGUGUGCAGAAAGCCCACAAGCCUUCAUAUUUGUUCGUUGACUUUGAGCUUUCUUUUGUAUGACUCGUUGGAUGUGUUUUCUCAAUCACAUGAGUGGAACAAAGUUAGAACAAAGUUUUCGUGCGUUAAAUGGGAGGCGUCUGGUGUUCAAAUAAGGUGUUAUUUUUUUCUCCUUGUUUUGAGAGAGUGUAAAUUUGUGGGUCAACUUACGUCACUCAAGCUGUUUAAUAUUGGCUAGAAAAAAAAAAAAAAAAAAAAUCUCUUCAACUUUUUUCUUCUCUGACUUUUUCUUUAUUUACAACAUUGUCUUUUACCGGGGUGAAAUCGCAGGGCUGAAUCAUGUUUUCUUUUUCAGAAUAGAAAAUCAAAGAAAUGCAGGCAGUUAAAAUUAGACUUUACACUCUGAUUAUAGCCAGUGUAUGAAGAUACUAGGUAAUGACACCGACACGUAUACAUUUAGUGGGUAAGAAACAAUCCAUUUUUUCAGUAUAUGACUGUCUCUCAAUACCGUAUUACCACCAUCUAGUGAGAAGUGAAAACAAGCAUGUCUCAAUCGACGACGAAAGAGUCUCUAUUGAAAAAGUAAACAAGCGCACAGGCCGAAAUAACACCCCUCAUCUAGAAAACCGUUUAGAAACCCACCGUGUCUCAACAGCAGGAGAGAACAGCGUUAACAAUGACAUGGAGGCAACAGCCGUUCUAACGUUGGUGAGAAUGGAAGCGAGAAAAGCGAGGGGAACCAGUUCAUUAUGCCGAGGGCGAGUGCAGCCUCAGCUCACAGACGGCGGGUCUUCUCACAGCCAGACGUCUCCGGGCACAGAGCUUAGCCACAGACACCACAGACGAGGCCGCCGCUUAACGAUGUGGUCUAGUGACGCCUUCUGCAGCGUCCUGGGGCUGCUGGUGCUCGCUCUUCCUUGCAUGGUACUUGGAGGUUCGACGCCCCAGUUCGCAGCGCCCAUCCAGAACAUCACAGUAGCAGCUGGUCGUGAUGCUCGGCUUUCGUGUGUGGUGGAGAACCUCGGUGACAACAAAGUGGCUUGGACCUACGUCGGCAAAACAGGAACGGCAGUGCUGACUAUAAACUCCGUAGUGCUGACUCAGAAUCAGCGUGUGUCAGUCUUGCGAGAACGAGGUGGCCUGUCCUGGUCGCUCAUCAUUGCUAAUGUGUCCAAACUCGACCAGGGGGAUUACGUGUGUCAAAUCAACACAGUGCCACAACAAAAGAUGUAUACGCAUAUCUCUGUCGUGGUUCCACCAAUCAUCCCAUCGCCUCCACAUGACGUCAUAGCCAAUGAGGGCGAAGGCGUCACCCUUGAGUGCAGCGCCAAUGGAGACCCAGAACCCACUCUGACCUGGAGAAGGGAAGAUGGUGCUUCCUUCUCUCUCAACCGCUCGCAGGUCAGCAUCAUCUAUAUGUCCCUCUCUCUGUCUCCCCGCACAGUUGUGGAUGCUGCAUCUGGUCCCCGGCUUACUCUCGCCCCCGUCACUCGGGAUGCUGCCGGGGCCUUCCUGUGCGUGGCCACCAACGGCGUCCCUCCAGCUGUGUCCGCUCGCACUCAGCUGUUUGUGAAAUUUAUUAAUUUUGAAGAGUUCCUAGCUUAUGCUCCUGAGGUGGGCGGCGGCACGGGCGUGGUGUGGGCGAAGGUUGGCGAGGAAGCUAUCCUUUCCUGCAGUUAUCGAGCCUGGCCGAGGGCAACGGUCGUCUGGACAAAGCACAAGGUGGUCAUAGACGGGGCUCGAGACGACUCCGACCUCUACGGGAACGGAACCUCCAUCCUGGUCCUGAAGAACGUGGGGUCGGAGAACUUCGGUCACUACCGCUGUUCCGUGACGAACGAACUCGGGCAAGACAGCGUGACACUUACGCUUGUCGAGAUAGUGCUAGUCUUUCACCUCUUCUGCCUCCUGAAAGACCAUCAACUAUGCCACACCGAUUGUGCAGAAUCCCCUGCUGCUCUUAUGAUUCAUCAACCACGCCACUGUAAAGAAGCAACAUUGCGAUUAUUCCAAACAUAG
Molecule: messenger RNA, 2410 nt
Organism: Penaeus chinensis
Lineage: Eukaryota; Metazoa; Arthropoda; Malacostraca; Decapoda; Penaeidae
Product: protein amalgam-like
Exons: 9
Coding region: 827-2410 (527 amino acids)
Cellular component (GO): neuron projection
Source: RefSeq, a predicted model, not a curated record